This is a messenger RNA of Parnassius mnemosyne (clouded apollo), 990 nucleotides long. NCBI's taxonomy places the organism in Eukaryota, Metazoa, Arthropoda, Insecta, Lepidoptera, Papilionidae. The record is from the annotation of a GenBank genome assembly.
AUGGCCCACCGAAAAGGAGUAGAAGCGGUAGACAGAACUUUAAGGGAUAUAAGACAAAAUGAUCGACCAAUGGGCGGUAUCACGGUUUUAUUUUGUGGUGAUUUCCGACAAACCUUACCGGCAAUACCACGGGGAACCCGAGCUGAUGAGGUUAGGGCUUGCCUAAAAAGCUCUUAUUUGUGGCGUGAUAUACAAUCGGUACAUUUGACUAUAAACAUGCGAGUGAGAACUGGAGAUAACCCGGAUGAUCGUCAAUUUUCUGAUAAAUUAUUAAAGAUUGGGGAAGGUACCUAUCCACAACUACACCAAGGAAAACUUCUUCUGACGCCUCAGAUAUGUUGUAUAGUGCAAUCCCAACCACAUCUUAUAUCGUCGGCUUACGGUGACGUAACAAUUAUAUUAAAUAGGGACAAUUUUUGGCUAUGCGAAAGAUCCAUUUUAACUCCUCGCAAUGACCAGGCAUCUGAGAUUAAUAACAAAAUACUGUCGAAUAUACAGGGAGAAAGCAAAGUUUAUAGUUCAAUAAAUAGAAUGUUCGAUGAACAAGAAGCCACUAAUUACCCGAUAGAAUUUUUAAAUUCUUUAAAUAUGCCCGGACUUCCUUCUCAUGAAAUUUGUUUAAAAAUUGGCAUUCCGAUUAUUCUGCUCCGAAAUUUAAGACCCCCACAACUUUGCAAUGGAACUCGGCUAAAAGUAACCCAGUUGCAACAAAAUAUAAUCGAGGCUCAAAUUUUAACAGGUUGCGGUUCAGGAGAAACCGUCUUUAUUCCCAGAAUUCCCAUAAUAUCAAAUAAUUUUCCAUUCCAAUUUAAAAGAACGCAAUUCCCAGUAUCAUUGUGUUAUGCAAUGACAAUUAAUAAGGCUCAAGGGCAGACUUUUCGUGUUGCUGGAGUAGAUCUCGGUGUCAGUUGUUUCUCGCAUGGUCAGUUGUACGUCGCUUUUUCCCGGGUUAGCAGUUCUAGAACUGCUUACUACUUUCAACAUAGUUAA